CGUGCGUUCGCCAGGCCCGCCGGCCACGGACGGCGAUGCUGAAGGCCAAGAUCCUCUUCGUGGGACCCUGCGAGAGCGGGAAAACGGUCCUGGCCAACUAUCUCACCGAAUCUUCUGACAUCACUGAGUACAACCCCACCCAAGGAGUGAGGAUCCUGGAGUUUGAGAACCCCCAUGUCUCUGGCAACAACAAGGGCGCCUGCGAAUUUGAGCUGUGGGACUGUGGCGGUGACCCAAAGUUCGAGUCCUGCUGGCCGGCGCUGAUGAAGGACUCCCACGGCGUGGUGAUCAUCUUCAACGCCGACACGCCGAGCCACCUGAAGGAAGUCGAGAUGUGGUACUCGUGCUUUGUCCAGCAGCAGCUCUUACAGGAUGCCCAGUGUCUCCUAAUUGCCCACCACAAGCCAGGCUCCGGAGGGGAGAGAGGACACCUGUCUUUACCCUCACCCAUGAACAAGCUGAAGCUGGUGCACUCCAAUCUCGAGGAGGACCCUGAGGAGAUCCGGCUGGAGUUCAUCAAGUACCUGAAAAGCAUCAUCAACUCCGUGUCUGAGAGCAGGGACCGGGAGGAGAUGUCCAUCAUCACCUGACGGCCCGUCUCUGGGGCGCUCCUGCAUCCCACAGGAAGUGGGCGCCUUCCCAGCUCGUGAUGUCUCCUUUCCCCUGUGCCCAGAGAAGACCUCCUCCUCC
Echinops telfairi (small Madagascar hedgehog) is the source of this 690-nucleotide messenger RNA. It is a transcript of the gene IFT22, whose product is annotated as intraflagellar transport 22. Gene Ontology annotation, biological process: intracellular protein transport. Gene Ontology annotation, molecular function: GTPase activity. Bases 36 to 590 code for a protein of 184 amino acids. The record is from RefSeq and is a predicted model, not a curated record. NCBI's taxonomy places the organism in Eukaryota, Metazoa, Chordata, Mammalia, Afrosoricida, Tenrecidae. Gene Ontology annotation, cellular component: endomembrane system. The transcript is spliced from 5 exons.